Messenger RNA from Clarias gariepinus (North African catfish), 2387 nucleotides. RefSeq names its product alpha-2,8-sialyltransferase 8F-like. The transcript has 11 exons. Gene Ontology annotation, biological process: oligosaccharide metabolic process; N-glycan processing. NCBI's taxonomy places the organism in Eukaryota, Metazoa, Chordata, Actinopteri, Siluriformes, Clariidae. Gene Ontology annotation, molecular function: alpha-N-acetylneuraminate alpha-2,8-sialyltransferase activity. The coding region runs from base 137 to 1384 and encodes 415 amino acids. The record is from RefSeq and is a predicted model, not a curated record.
UAGAAUAAAACUGGAAAAAAGGGAUGUGUAUUAGGCAAAGAAGACAAAGAAUGAAGAAAAGCAAGGUUAACGUAACAGUGUAGGGGUGACUUCUGAGUGCUCAUACAACGAGAGUGACUGAACAUACGUGUCAGACAUGAGAGGUUUUAUUAUAAGGCUGAUGUCUGUCUUCUUUUUUGCCUCCUUCAGCAGCUUGCUGAUUUGGCAAUACAUAACUUAUAGUAAUGCAGGUCUUCGUGGACCACGGAAUACACACGAAUUGGCUAACAGCAGUGUUGCGGCUGCCAGCAGUGCACAAAGCAUCAAACCCCAGCUAGCACACAGGAAAAAAAUAGUUCGACGUAUUGUUGUAAAAGUUGCAAAAGGCCGUGCAAAGGGUAAUCCAGUUCUUAGCAAACAACGCAAUGUUAAACAAAUUUCUAACAUCAAAAAAGCAGCUGCCAGCAAUCCAAACAACGCUAAACCAGUUCCUGCAAACACCAAGGAUUCUAUAUUUAUUGACAAACUUUUAGCAAAUUACAGUUCCAACUGGACAAAGCAGGAGAGCAACUUUCAGAUGUACAGGUCACUUCUAGGCAGCAGUUGCAAUGCCAUUUCCAAUGCAACAGUUAACCAAGACAACUCACCUGUUGGCACAAAAUUUACUUAUGAUGGAGAUAAUAAAAGGACAAGGGAGGUGACAUCAACUCUGUUCAACCUAUUUCCUAAGGAGAACCCUUUUAAAAAAGCUCCAUAUGACUCGUGUGCUGUGGUGGGUAAUGGAGGCAUCUUAGCCAACAGCAGCUGUGGAAAACAAAUCGACUCUGCUACAUAUGUCAUCAGGUGUAAUCUUCCUCCACUACAAGGACAUGAGAAAGAUACAGGAAAAAAAACAAACCUUGUCACAGCCAACCCCAGCAUCUUCUAUGAACAGUACCAAGCAUUAAAUGAGCGCCGGCGAUCAUUUGCGAAGGACAUGCAGUUGUAUGGGAACGCUCUGAUCUUGCUGCCUGCAUUCUCAUUUCAACGGAACACAGAUGUUUCCCUGCGUGUCAUUUACGCGCUGGAGGACUUUAGCGACAGUGGCCCACAGCCGGUCUUCUUUAACCCAAUCUACCUGAAAAGCUUGGAUGAAUUUUGGCAUGGCAGAGGAAUUCUCUCAAGACGCCUCAGCACUGGUAUCAUGAUGGCCAGUUUGGCAUUGGAGCUCUGUAACAAUGUCCACCUGUAUGGCUUCUGGCCCUUUGGAACUCACCCGUUCAGCAACACGCAGCUCAGCAACCACUAUUACAAUAAUCGACCAGUUAACAGAAGAAUGCAUGCAAUGCCAUCUGAGUUUGAAGCCUUGCUGAAUCUCCAUAAUAAUGGUGUAAUCCAUCUGCACCUAGGGGAAUGCACAAAUUAAACUAUUUGGUCUACACGCUAAUCAACUGUACCAUACGCUUAUGGUAUUAAUUUGCUAAUCUAAAGUAGAUUACUGAAUUACUUAGCAAAAGAUGAAGCACGUACAUAAAAAACCCACUGCUGAGCAAUAUUAAUAUAUUAAUAAUAAUAAUAAUACCAUAGUAUUACUGUGGUACUUUAGAUAUUACCAUUGUAGGCAGCAUAGUAUUUUGGAAAGUAGUCUAGUAGGUACUGUGCCACUUUAAUAGAUACUGUAGUGUGUAACAUGGUACUUAUUUUGUACCACACUGGCUACCAAUUAUCUAAUAUGGUAUGUUUAUACAUACUUUUUCAUAUUAUAUACAUAAUGGUAUUGUACAGGCAGUACAAUAUUAGAUUUUUGCCUAACUUUGGUUACCACUCUGGUGCUUAAAAACAAACUAUGGUAUACAUAUUCAAUUAAUAAUUUAAUCUUUUUGCCAGUUAUUUUUUUCUGCAUUCUAGGUUACUUCAAGGUGCUUGUAUUUAAAACCCUGUAAGAUCAUGAUACUGAGCAGUGAUUUCCUUGGUGGUGUUGGAGCAGUGUUGGAGCAAUCAGAGUUACAUACAUAACAUAGUUAUUGCCUGUAUUUCUUACAUUGAUGAAGGUUUAUGAUGCUCAACAGUGAAUGAAAGAGCUAGUACUUUUUAGAAAGAGUUUGCACUUUUUGUAAUAAUAACUGAGAAAAACACUGUGAGCUAGUGUACUGUAUGUGGCUGAUUACAAAUGGCCUUUAAUGCACCUCUUCCACAAGCUGUUUUGGUGUUCUGCUGUUAUAGUAAAUGCACAGUUCCUCAAUAUUACUAUAACUUGAGCCACAAAUACAGUAGGGCUUGGACUGUAUGUUUUGAUAAAUGAAUGUGUCUUCCUUGACUGUUUUACAUAAAUGUUUAAAUUAUGAUCAAAUUGUUAAAAUAGUACUCUCUUUAGGUUUUUCCCCUUGAUGUAGUCUUACAAAAUAAAUUUUACAAAUUCCAAAAUACAA